Messenger RNA from Brassica rapa (field mustard), 917 nucleotides. RefSeq names its product transmembrane emp24 domain-containing protein p24delta10. NCBI's taxonomy places the organism in Eukaryota, Viridiplantae, Streptophyta, Magnoliopsida, Brassicales, Brassicaceae. The record is from RefSeq and is a predicted model, not a curated record.
GGGCGACGAAGGAAAGAGAUUCUGAUUAUUAUCUUUCGAAAAUGUUUCUUCUCCAGUCGCAGAAGCUAUGGACGGUGGUUAUGAUUCUAGUGAUUUCGUCGCGUGUUGCACACUCGCUGCACUUCGAUCUGCACUCGGGACGGACAAAGUGUAUAGCGGAAGACAUCAAGAGCAAUUCAAUGACCGUCGGAAAGUACAGCGUCGAUAACCCUCACGAAGGCCACGAUUUGCCUCAAUCUCACAAGAUCUCCGUCAAGGUAACGUCAAGCUCAGGGAACGCGUACCAUCACGCGGAUCAAGUGGCGUCUGGGCAGUUCGCGUUCUCGGCAGUGGAAGCAGGGGACUACAUGGCGUGUUUCUCAGCCGUUGAUCAUAAGCCUGAGGUGACUCUGAGCAUUGAUUUUGAGUGGAGGACGGGUGUUCAAUCCAAGAGCUGGGCUACUGUUGCCAAGAAGAGCCAAGUCGAAACCAUGGAGUUUGAUGUAAAGAGCCUUCUUGAUACUGUCAACUCAAUUCAUGAAGAGAUGUUUUAUCUUAGAGAAAGGGAAGAAGAAAUGCAAGAUCUGAACCGGUCAACAAACACUAAAAUGGCGUGGUUGAGUUUGCUCUCUUUAUUCGUCUGCAUAGGAGUGGCAGCUAUGCAGUAUGUACACUUGAAGACCUUUUUCGAGAAGAAGAAAGUCAUCUAAUUUGUUACUUACAGGCUGUGUCACACGCACGAAACAAUCUACUUUUCUUUUGGGUGUUGUAUAUUAAGUCAAUGACUACUGCAAGCAUGUUCUCUUGAGACUUAGAACUUUGAUUUUAUGUGCCAGUAUUGUCCUUCUUGGGUUUAGUUCUUUGUUUAGAUUUGUUGGUCCUUAAUGCUUGGAUAAUUUGACGGUUUAAACUAUAGAAAAUGUGCAUUUUCAGCUUCA